AAAUUAGUCGUACCAAAAUGCAAAAAUCUCAAAUCAAAGGAACGCCACGCGUGUGCAUAUACAGCGGCACCGUCCACAGCAACAGUAGCUCACUACCUCCGACUCCGAGCUCUCGAACCGACACGAACAUUCCCACGAGCGUCGUGUUCGCUCCCUCGCGUGGUAAGACAUGAACCCAAUGUCGAUCUGUACGUCCUCGUCGUCCGGGUCUUCGUCUUCUUCGCAUUCCACCACCAAAGCGUGGAUCGUGCACGGGAUCGUCGUCGGCGCAGCAGUCGCGGCGGCAAUUGGCGCUCGGGCUUAUCUCGGCAGAUCCACGAAGUUCCGGAGCCGGGUCGUUGGUAUUAUACCCGCCAGAUUCGCUUCUUCUCGGUUUCAGGGCAAGCCUCUGGUUCCCAUCCUGGGCAAGCCCAUGAUCCAGAGAACGUGGGAGAGAGCUAAACUAGCUGCUUCUUUGGAUCGUGUUGCUCCUUUGGGUGUAGUUGUGGCCACAGAUGAUGAAAAGAUAGCAGAAUGCUGUCGAGGAUUUGGAGCAGAUGUGAUAAUGACAUCGGAAUCAUGUCGGAAUGGCACUGAACGCUGCAAUGAAGCUCUACAAAAGCUUGACAAAAAGUAUGACAUAGUUGUCAACAUCCAGGGGGAUGAGCCUCUUAUCGAACCCGAGAUAAUUGAUGGGGUUGUUAAAGCCCUCCAGGCUGCCCCAGAUGCAGUAUUUAGCACUGCGGUUACCUCUUUAAAACCUGAAGAUGCAUUUGAUACAAACCGUGUUAAAUGUGUUGUGGAUAAUUGUGGCUAUGCUAUUUACUUCUGCAGGGGACUAAUUCCACAUAACAAGUCUGGAAAGGUCAAUCCACAGUUUCCCUAUUUGCUUCAUCUUGGAAUUCAGAGCUAUGAUUCAGAGUUUCUAAAGAUAUAUCCAGAGCUUCAGCCUACCCCGCUCCAGCUUGAGGAGGAUCUAGAGCAGCUUAAAGUUCUUGAGAAUGGUUAUAAAAUGAAGGUGAUAAAGGUUGAUCAUGAGGCUCACGGCGUUGAUACUCCAGAAGAUGUUGAGAAAAUAGAAUCAUUUAUGCGUGAAAGGAACUUGUCCUAGUGCUUGAAGAGUUGUAUCGAGCACGCAUGCGUAGGAGGAGAGCAAGAGCGUGCGAGGACUGGAAGAGCUUAUACGUGGACCUGCUCGUGGGAGUAUACCCACUUCUCCAAAGAGUGAUUCCAAGCAUCGUCCAAGAUGAGGAGUUUCCCACCCUGCAAUGCCUCCUUCAGUCUUGUGCCUCAAGUAAGGUCCGCUCGCCUCCGUCAAAAAGUUAGUUUGAGAUGGUUGUUAACAUCAGUUUUGUCUCGUACCAACGAGGCCUUCUCGCGAUACAGUGACCAAACAAGCACCAUCGAACAUUGCACAAUCCUGCACCGUAUGAUGAUGUAUGUAUAUGCUUCGGGACAAAGGUUCUGCCCACUCCUGCCUGUCCCCAAAAAACCAACUCGGAACCACCUCUUCGUUCAUUAAGCAAUCCCAGAUCUCAUCCCUUUUUUGUUUGAGAAGCUUGUUUCGUGAGGUACAUUUUGUUGUCU
Messenger RNA from Rhodamnia argentea, 1566 nucleotides. RefSeq names its product 3-deoxy-manno-octulosonate cytidylyltransferase, mitochondrial. Gene Ontology annotation, molecular function: 3-deoxy-manno-octulosonate cytidylyltransferase activity. The transcript has 9 exons. The record is from RefSeq and is a predicted model, not a curated record. Lineage: Eukaryota; Viridiplantae; Streptophyta; Magnoliopsida; Myrtales; Myrtaceae. The coding region runs from base 170 to 1090 and encodes 306 amino acids. Gene Ontology annotation, cellular component: cytosol.